Symbiodinium pilosum is the source of this 348-nucleotide messenger RNA. Lineage: Eukaryota; Dinophyceae; Suessiales; Symbiodiniaceae. The record is from the annotation of a GenBank genome assembly.
GACCAACAUACGCUCAGCUAGUCCAACGCAGUACCUCAGCAAGAGGGUCACGUUCGAAUCGGAGAGGACCUAUGAUACGGACCUCAAGAGCCGACUCCAUCCGAACGGCGCAAAGCGAAUCACAUGGGACAUCGUGAGCUCCCUAGUUCUCAUUGUGGACACAACGUUGCUGCCGCUUUCGCUGGCAUGGGACUUGCAGAAGGACACGACCGAUGCGUGGAGCUGGGUGAAUUUCGGGAUCUUCGCGUUCAGCUUGCUCUUUUGGACUGCAGAUAUCGUCAUCAAUCUCAAUACAGCCGUGUUUGACAAAGGCCAGCUCGUUUUCACGCACAGCGUGAUUUGUUGGCA